Messenger RNA from Paramecium primaurelia, 1287 nucleotides. The record is from the annotation of a GenBank genome assembly. Lineage: Eukaryota; Ciliophora; Oligohymenophorea; Peniculida; Parameciidae.
AUGAAAUAAAUUCCUUGUUUGAAACAUGAUGGAUCAUAUUUGUUAUUUAUAAAACAAGAUAAAGAUAAAACUGAGUAUGUUUGUGAGGAAUGUUGUAUGGAUUUAGAAAAACAAAAAAUUAAAGUAGAAUUAUAGAAGUUAAUUCAUAUCAAGAAUGUAAUAAUUUCUUAAUAUAUUAUAAUAGGCACUAAGAUCACCAGAAUUUCUACUUUCAAAAUUGGAUUUGUCCCCUUUCCUCUCAUAAUUUUUUGGAGAAUUAGAUAUUUAUCAUGAAAGAAACAUGAAUAUUAUUCUAAAUGAUUUUUAGACUUAGUUUUCCAACAUUUAAAAUGCCCUAUAAGCAAUUUAUAAAGAAUUAGAAAGGCAUGCGAAAGGGUUUCUAGAAAUGAAAUAGAAAAUUAGUGAAGAAUUAAAAAAAGUAAUUAUUUUAUCAAUAUUAGAUUAUCAAAUUUGAUUAAUUUAAAUAAUUUGCAGUUAAUCUCGAAUAAUUAGGAGAUUCGAUUAAUCCUUAAGCUAUUAAAUAAAAUGAACAAAUUUUACAUGAAUAUUUAAAAGAUCUUACAAAAAAUAAUUGUUAAGAAUUGAAUUAAAAAUUGAUUGAUAUGUUAGAUCAAAUGAAACGAGAACCGAAAGAUCCAAAAGAAGAAUAAUAUCCUUAAUAUAGAAAAUUAGAAGAAUAAUUUAAAUAAUUAAAUGCUAGCUAGACCGAAUUUGCAAAAUAGAUUAAUUUAAUACACUUUGGAUAAUUAGAUUCAAAGUUAAUUUCUAAUUAAUAAUCAUGGAAGAUAACUAAUAUCAUUUAAUCUAAAUUGAAUAAAAAAGUAACAAACUUUUCAUAAAUAUAUUUGGGAACUAGAGAUGGACUAAGUGGAUAAGCUUUUUGGAAUAAAGUAAAUGGGAAAUCGAAUUUAUUAAUGAUAUUCAAAUCUAAAAGUGGAUAUAUUUUUGGUCAGUUCUCUCCUUGUUAAUGGAAUUAAAAUUUGAAUGCUUAUGUUUAAGAUAAUACAAUGUCAUCCUUUUUAUUUUCUUAGACUCAUGAUUAAAUAUAUCCUUUAAAAGAUGCAAACAAAUAGAAUGCUAUUUAUUGUCAUUAAUCAUAUGGACCUUAUAUUGGGGGUGGUGAUAUAUAUAUUACAGCAGAUUUUCAGAAUGGUUCUUCGAAUUUGGGACAUUCCUAUUAAUGUGAUUAAUAUUAGAUAAUUACUAAGAACACCCAUUUAUAUGGUUAAACAACUCCAAAUAUAGUGGAAUGCGAGAUUUAUCAAGUAAUACUUACUUGAAUGAAUA